AUGAUGCAGGCCAGGAAGACCAAGCACGAUGUCAUCGGACUGACCGAGACAAGACGACGCCACCCUCACACCGCCGUAUAUGAAACGGGAGAACUGUUCUUAGGAACAUGCGACAGUAGAGGUGUUGGUGGAGUUGAAGUCCUCGUCAUCACGAGUAUUGCAAAGAUCAUCGACUCUUUCGAACAACUAUCGACCCGAAUCGGACGUCUGCGGAUGGGAAGAUGUGGUCCAACCGCGGCUUUGAAUAUCCUCGUGGAUGUCACACGGUGGAGGGGACCGUAA
Necator americanus (New World hookworm) is the source of this 282-nucleotide messenger RNA. RefSeq lists its product as uncharacterized. The transcript has a single exon. NCBI's taxonomy places the organism in Eukaryota, Metazoa, Nematoda, Chromadorea, Rhabditida, Ancylostomatidae. Bases 1 to 282 code for a protein of 93 amino acids. The record is from RefSeq and is a predicted model, not a curated record.